Messenger RNA from Eimeria acervulina, 474 nucleotides. RefSeq lists its product as hypothetical. The transcript has a single exon. The record is from RefSeq and is a predicted model, not a curated record. The coding region runs from base 1 to 474 and encodes 157 amino acids. NCBI's taxonomy places the organism in Eukaryota, Apicomplexa, Conoidasida, Eucoccidiorida, Eimeriidae.
AUGAAGGUCGGAGAGAAAAUCGUUGAAGUACCCGAGUGUCUGCAUGCAUUUCAUACGAAUUGUUUGUUUCAGUGGUUCAGCACUCAGCUCUCCUGCCCUAACUGCAAAAGAGAUAUAUAUGCUGUUAUCAAAGAGCACACUGAAGCAGCAGCAGCAGCAGCAACAGCAGCAACAGCAGCAGCAACAGCAGCAACUGGAGGGGAGACACUAACAACAACUGCAGACAGAAGGGGGACUGCUACUGCUGCUGCUGCUGCAGCAACACCGGCAGCGCCAGCAGCAGCAGCAGCAGCAGCACGAGGAACACCAGCAGCAGCAGCACCAGUAACACCAGCAGCAGCAGCAGCAGCAACAGCAGCAGCAGCAGAGACAGCGAGGCCUUUGUUUUAUGCAGAUGAUGACACCUCCGUAGACACCGCAGAUGGCUGGGUGGACGUCGAGUUGGGGCCACGCACUGUUGGCUACCAGCGCUAG